Messenger RNA from Stylonychia lemnae, 717 nucleotides. The record is from the annotation of a GenBank genome assembly. NCBI's taxonomy places the organism in Eukaryota, Ciliophora, Spirotrichea, Sporadotrichida, Oxytrichidae.
AUGAAAGAUUACAUGAGCGUAAGGUUAUAUGUGUGGACCUUGGUGUUCAGAGCAAUUUGGAGUAGUAUUCUCGCUUCAGUCGCAAUUGCCGGAAUGGGUGUCUCAGCAACAAACAACCUUUAAAACAAUUACUUAGACUUUUUCUUCUUCAUGAUUAUUUUCCUUCUUGAAAUCAUAGGCAUAUUCUACUAUCUCUGUUUAUUUAAGAAACAGCGUCAUCAGUAAAAUCUUGAUAGAAUAAACAAAUUUGACUGUGUUUACACUUGUUUAAUGACAUUUUUCAGACUUGGUUGGCACAUCGCUCUAGGACUAUUUAUAAUUGUGCACAUAUUAUAGUUAAACCUAGCUAAAAAGAAUAUAUAGUGGACAAGCAUAAAAAAUUUAUGCAUUGUCAUAUUAGUAUUCUCAAUCAUGGGCAUUAUUGGAUUUGUGAUUGGUAUUGUCUAUCAGCCCUAAGAGUAUGAAAAGGAAAUUGAAUUCAAUAACAUUCUGGAUGAAGUUAAAGAUGAUAGUGAGAGGUAUAUUUAAGAAGAUAUUGAUGAUUAGAUGAGCCAAAGAUAGGAGUUUAAAAAAGAGUCUAACAAUCAUAAUGUCUAGCAGUACUAGCACUAAAGCAAAUAAAGUAAAAAUGAUUAAGUUAAAAGAUCUCUUGAAGUGAUAUAAGAGUAAAACGAUGAGGGGAUUUCAAAUUAUAAUAAUACUCAUAAAUAAAUUUGA